AUGCGCGAAGGCGAUCCAGGUUGGGUGCUCGACGUGGGGCACGUCGACCUGUGUGAAGGCGAGACGUUGUUGGAGUACAUUACCGUGUUCGUGUACUCGUUGCUGCGACCAAACGCGGGUCGGCAGAAGAAUCGGCGUGUGGGUUGGCCGACGACUGUGGGGGCCUUGGCCGGGUCUUUGGCAAAUUUUGCUUUGACCCGUCGAUCGAUUUACGGGCAACUAUCUGCCGAGCUUGUCGCGCGGAUCGCAGUUCGCGCAGGAACGCGGCGUGAACGCGAGAUGAACCGUCUGCGACGGCAAGCUGUCGUCCACCCUUCGUCCAUUUCGACUGCACCACCCGUGGUGCGGUCGAGUGUAGUGUCAACGACGACGGGGGUGGCGCCGUCGAUUUCGCGAGCAGGGGUGCUGGGAGCGUCUCCCCUACCAACGGGAAGGACGCGAAAUCCCCCAGAGGAUCCGCGGCUGGCUGGGCGGCAAGAGUCGGGGCGGUCGAUGGCGCUGGACCGCGACCGUGGGUAUGGAGGAAUGAAGACGGAACCUGCAGCGGCGGGUCCGGUGCAAGGUCAACGUCCGAUGCUGCCCGCGUUUCGGACGGAGCGCGCCCGCCUGAGGGCGGAGGCGAUGGAGUGGCGUGAAAACGUGGAAGAGCGUCAGGUGUCAGCGCACAUCGUGGCACCGUCGCCUCCGGCCGAAGAUCAGCGUCCGGCGGAAGAAGACGACCAAGAGGAGGGGUAGAGGGCGCCACAGGAGUGGAGGGCGCUUCGUCUGGCGUCGUAGGAGGUGCAGGUGUAGGCGCAUGGUAACGUUUAAGCUUGCCGACAUAAAAGGUCGGAUGCACGCUCCAAUCGGGGGGAAGUUCGAGUUUGUAGGAAGUCGAACUCACGUCAUAAAGAACGGCAAACGGGCCGUGCCAAGUGGAACGCAGUUUGACAUUUGCGCUGGCUCCAGGGGCGCGUGCACGAAAGGUGUGAUCGGGGAGGGCCGCUUUGUGGAGGAGGACAAGAUCGCCGACAGAAAAGGUCGCCAAAUUGGAACGACCACGGCGGUCGGAGUGCGUCGCUUGCCGCUGCUGAGCGAGCGCGAGGUUGUCCUUGAUCUGUUGCAACACAGAUUGACGAUGGGCAAGGAGGGCCGUCAAGUCCUGGACGGAACGCACUGGAAGGUCGCGGCGAUGGCUUCGAUCGCCGGAGAAAUAGCAGGAAGCAUCUCUCCCC
Molecule: messenger RNA, 1214 nt
Organism: Aphanomyces invadans
Lineage: Eukaryota; Oomycota; Saprolegniomycetes; Saprolegniales; Verrucalvaceae
Exons: 2
Coding region: 1-735 (244 amino acids)
Source: RefSeq, a predicted model, not a curated record